AGCGAAUUGCCCAUCUCUAGUCAGCAUAGAGCAUAAAAAUCGUAUACAGAAAAUAAGUGCUCACUUCCUGGGUAUGGUUUUCGUUCACUUUACAAAAACUUAAGAAUGUGUGAUUUUAUUCGGUUGCAUUCCAGUUCAAGCUAUAGAAUUUAGAAGUGUAGUGUGGUUCUAUAUAAAUGAAAAAUACAACCAAGUCGCAAAUUUCGGACAUAGUACCUAAUGCACAAUUCUGAAAAAUAAUAAAACUAGAUUUUCAUUGGAGAAAAACCUCACUUGAGAAUGGCAUCUAUUGAAUGAGCUUUUUUUGGCUGUAAAUGGUUUAUGCUUCAUGAAAAAUGUGAGGUAAACAACAGAAGUAAAACAAUCGCCAUGGUAUUCGAAUGAAUUUGAUUACUCAGCUGAUAAUGUUCACGACACUUGAUUAAAUUGUUUGUGUGACUACAGUCGUAUGUGUCACAGUAAGCUGAAGUAAGCCCGAAGCACAAAAGAGUUACAACCAUCGAAGAUAUUGAACCGUGAAACUUCUGAUCAAACAUUGAUAGCAAUUGCAGUGCUGACGCAGGGUCCACGUAGUACGUUAAGCAUAUCAAUACAUCAGUAGACUGAUCUGUGCUUGACGAUGGACCUCAGAAAGGAACACAUCUCGGUAUUGCUUCCAAUAAACAGCAGUGACACGAUAUAUGGGCCCCAAGCUAGGAAAAGUUUGAAGCGACACUGGAAUCAACUGUCCCGUUUUCAAAAGAAUCUUAUCUGUAUCGUUCUGGUGGGUUUGUGUAUAUUCGUGUUCUUCUUGGUUUCCUACGAUGAUACAACAAGCAAACAAUCGAAAAUUGAGCAACCUUUAGAGCAUAUCCAGAUAGCGCCAUUCAAGGAUCGGCAUGAAAAUCUCGGUCAACUACAUUUGGCGGAGGCUGCGCCGGAAAGAGACCGCAUUUUCCAUUCCACCGAGUCCAAAGUAGAGGAAGUCAAUCUGGCUGCGAAUGGCAAUGGCAUUCCGCAUGAUGACAACAGAAACAGCAUCGAUGAACCGCCGGCCAUGAUUCAAAAUCAUCGUCGAGAAAACAAUAACCAUCAAUCGCAUGAACAUGAAAACGAAGUGAAAAUCCGUAGUGAACCCAAGGAUGUGGUGGAGAACGAGGAAAAUGUUCUAGAGGAGAAUCGUCGGAGCGACAGCGCCAAUGAUUUCAAGGGACCAACAAACGUACGUCAACGGGCAGUAGUUGACGCUUUUCUUCACUCGUGGAAGGGUUAUAAGGAGUACGCCUGGGGUCACGACAAUCUGAAACCAAUUUCGAUGAGCUACUCCGAUUGGUUCGGUCUAGGAUUGACCAUUGUGGAUGCGCUAGAUGCGUUAUAUAUUAUGGAUCUACAGGAUGAGUUCGAUGAGGCUCGCAGUUGGGUCGAUCAGUAUCUACGGUUCGACGUCAAUAGGGAUGUGAAUUUAUUCGAAGUAACUAUCCGAGUUCUGGGAGGGUUACUCAGUACGUAUCAUUUGAGUGGAGACAAAAUGUUCUUGGAUAAGGCGCUAGAUUUAGGUAAGCGAUUGAUACCAUGCUUCGAUUCACCCUCGGGAAUCCCCUACUCGGACGUAAACCUUGAAACUAUGAAAGCACACCCACCCAAGUGGUCACCGGAUAGUUCGACCAGUGAGGUGACCACACUCCAGUUAGAGUUCAGAGAUUUGUCCCGAAGCACAUCAAACAAUGAUUUCGAAAUGGCUGCCACAAAAGUAAAUGUUAAAAUUCAUGACCUAGAGAAAAAUGAAGGAUUGGUGCCAAUAUUCAUCAACGCGAAUACUGGACAAUUCCGAAAUUUUGCCACUAUCUCUCUUGGAGCCAGAGCUGAUUCGUAUUACGAAUACCUGCUGAAGCAGUGGCUUCAAACGGGGAAGAAAACCGAUGACUUUUUAAUCGAUGAUUACCAAACCGCAAUACGGGGUGUGAUAAAUCAGCUCGUCCGAAAAACCCCCAACGAGAAACACCUGUACAUCGGCGAACUAAUCAACGGUAAAGAUUUCAAACCGAAGAUGGAUCACCUAACGUGCUACCUUCCGGGGACGCUGCUGCUCGGUUACAAAAAUGGUAUGCCGAAAAGUCAUUUAAAGUUGGCAAGCGAUUUGUUGGAAACCUGCUAUCAGACCUACAUGAAGCAACCGACCCAGCUGGCACCGGAAAUCUCGUACUUUAACUUGAAUGGCGAAUCCGAAAGUGACAUCUACGUGAAGACCAACGAUGCGCACAACCUGCUGCGACCCGAGUUCAUCGAGAGUUUGUACUACUUCUAUGCGAUCACCGGGAACAAAACGUACCAGGAUAUGGGUUGGACCAUCUUCGAAGCGUUCAACAAGUACACUAAGGUGAAAAAUGGCUACACGUCCAUUGGCAACGUUAAGAACCAGUUGAAUACUCGCCCACGGGACAUGAUGGAAAGUUUCUGGUUGGGCGAAACGUUAAAGUAUUUCUAUUUACUGUUCAGUGAUGAUCGCUCGGAGAUCGAUCUGGAUAAGUAUGUGUUCAACACAGAAGCACACCCGCUGCCUAUUCGGGAAUAUUAAGUUUCGCCGGAAUGGUUGCUCUCUAUCUGCCAGAUGGGGAAAUGUUAGAAUUGUAAAAGUUAGGAAAUAUUCUUAAUAUUUUAAUCUAUGAGCAGAUAGGAAUUUUCUGUUCAUAAAAUUCCAUAGAUCCACUUAAAACCUUGUGUUGCUGAUGGCUAGAACCUAGACAUAAAAGGUUUAAAACGAGUGGCAGCAUACAUAGGUAGAGAUCCUACUAAUUGUUGAUUUGUAGAUUCUGUAAAUUUGUAGACUUAAUCACACGAAUCCACAAAGUUUUUGAAAACUAUUAUUUUUAUUUAUUUUAUUUUUUUCUAUUAUAUGUGAGGUAGCUGUAAGUGAUAUUUUCAAUGAUUCCCGCUUAAACUGGAAAGUAGCAUAAUAGCACUUUAGAAAAGUAGUUCCCCGUGUUGCAGCCUAAAAUGUGAGAUAGUGUUGAUAGAACAGUCUAGUCAAAGAUUAACGGAAAUAUAAGGAGAAAAAUGAGCAUUUCAACCUUAAAUAUGAGGUGAUAGAAGCAAAAUCAGUUGUAAAACAUUUGAUAUUACCAUCAAUAAAUCAACCUUCAUUGGCUUUUUA
This is a messenger RNA of Malaya genurostris, 3130 nucleotides long. It is a transcript of the gene alpha-Man-Ib, whose product is annotated as endoplasmic reticulum mannosyl-oligosaccharide 1,2-alpha-mannosidase. NCBI's taxonomy places the organism in Eukaryota, Metazoa, Arthropoda, Insecta, Diptera, Culicidae. Gene Ontology annotation, cellular component: endoplasmic reticulum; membrane. The record is from RefSeq and is a predicted model, not a curated record. Gene Ontology annotation, biological process: N-glycan processing; carbohydrate metabolic process. The coding region runs from base 620 to 2554 and encodes 644 amino acids. The transcript has 6 exons. Gene Ontology annotation, molecular function: calcium ion binding; mannosyl-oligosaccharide 1,2-alpha-mannosidase activity.